This is a messenger RNA of Hypomesus transpacificus, 1816 nucleotides long. RefSeq names its product voltage-dependent anion-selective channel protein 2. Gene Ontology annotation, molecular function: voltage-gated monoatomic anion channel activity. The record is from RefSeq and is a predicted model, not a curated record. Gene Ontology annotation, biological process: monoatomic anion transmembrane transport. The transcript is spliced from 9 exons. Lineage: Eukaryota; Metazoa; Chordata; Actinopteri; Osmeriformes; Osmeridae. The coding region runs from base 110 to 961 and encodes 283 amino acids. Gene Ontology annotation, cellular component: mitochondrial outer membrane.
CACCUCGGUCAAGAAGGGGUGUUGGAUGCGGUGUCUCCUUCACAUCGCCCUCCAGCUGGACACGAUUUGCUGAGAACACAGACUGUCUCCCCGAACAUUUGUCAGAAGAAUGGCUGUCCCCCCCUCAUACGGCGACCUUGGCAAAUCAGCGAAGGAUAUCUUUAAUAAAGGAUAUGGUUUUGGAUUGGUGAAACUUGAUGUGAAGACUAAGUCCUCAAGUGGAGUGGAAUUCAAAACCUCUGGCUCAUCCAACACGGACACCAGCAAAGUCAAUGGGAACCUGGAAACCAAAUACAAGUGGGCUGAAUAUGGGUUGACAUUUACAGAGAAGUGGACUACAGACAACACACUUGGGACAGAGAUUACUGUGGAAGACCAGAUUACUAAAGGGCUGAAACUUACAUUUGACACCACAUUCUCACCAAAUACUGGGAAGAAGAGUGGAAAGGUCAAAACCGCCUAUAAGCGUGAAUAUGUCAACCUUGGCUGCGAUGUAGACUUUGACUUUGCUGGACCUGCCAUUCAUGGGGCUGCCGUGGCAGGCUACGAGGGCUGGCUGGCUGGCUACCAGAUGACCUUCGACACGGCCAAAUCCAAGAUGACCCAGAGCAACUUUGCCGUUGGUUACAAGACCGGCGACUUCCAGCUGCACACCAAUGUUAAUGAUGGCACAGAAUUUGGUGGGUCCAUCUACCAGAAGGUGAACGACAAGCUGGAGACUGCUGUGAACCUGGCCUGGACCGCAGGGAGCAACAGCACCCGCUUUGGCAUUGCUGCCAAGUACCAGCUGGACUCCACUGCCUCCAUAUCUGCUAAAGUGAACAAUGCCAGCUUGGUGGGAGUUGGCUACACUCAAACUCUACGGCCAGGUAUGAAGCUUGUCCUUUCUGCUCUGGUGGACGGAAAGAGCAUCAAUGCUGGAGGCCACAAACUGGGCUUGGGGCUAGAGUUGGAGGCCUAAGCAUGUCCACAAACCCAGUGACCUCACAGUUAAGGUAAUUUCAGCAGAAACUGGCAUUGCGUGUCUCCAGCCCACUCAGCAAAACACACUCCCGCAGGGAUCAAUGCCCCCCCCCCCCCCCCCCUCACCCCCCCCCCCCCCCCCCCCCCCCCCCCCCCCCCACUGUCCUGAUACUGUUAGAUGGCCUACCUUACAACCACUGUCUAAAUUUGUCGCCAUUAUGUGUUUACCGAGUCUGUUAUUUAUACAGCCAUGUACCUCAACCCUGUUCAGUUCCUGCUAUGAAAUGCAUCCUUCUAAUUAACGCAAACCUGUAUUUGUUGAUUUGGUUUAUCAGACAAUCCAAGUACAGUUCUAAGAGAAUUCUCAGAUUUUACUUGUGUGAUAAUGUAAUCUGAACAUAGAAUGUAAACCUGAACUUAUUUUGCACACUAGUGGACACCUUUUUACCUUUUAUUUAUACCCUACUUCUCCCUUAUCGUUUGCACAUGUAUUAGCAUUUCAUUAGUAAAAUGCUUUGCCUGUUGUCAUGGCUGCUCCUACUUAAAAAUGCUUACCAACUAGACACUAUUUGAUUGGAUGAUCUGUAUUUAUAAGUACAUGUUUAUUCUUGCCCACCCUGAGGUCAAAUGUAGGCCCAACCUCGAUUAUCUUGAUCAAACUGCUUCUUAGUUGAACAUGGAAGUUGCAAGACGAUGCCAAAUGGUUUUUUUCUCUGUGUGAUUAGAGUGAUGGUACAGAUCUGAGUGCCUCCUCCACAUGCCCAACCCAUAGUUGUGUAAAAUUGAUUGGGAAAUUGAUCAGAAACCUAGUCAGUGUGUAUGUCUACCUUUGCAAUAAAGUCUUUAAACAGAA